UGAAAAAUCUGGUGAUGAAAUGAAACUCUUACAAGUGACAACAACCUUCCAACAAAACUAUCUUCUUCAUCCUGUGAACAAAUUCAACACCCUUCAAUCGUACUCAAUCCUCCAUUAGCGACCACCUCGACUCACGCAACAGGACUUGGAGAAGUUAAAUUUCUGAGCUUUAGAAGGAAAACCCGUUUUAGAAAAUGGGCCCUGAUUCGUUGACUGCAACGAAGCCAAUCCCACUACCAACACACGAAGACGAUCGAUUAAACCAAUCCACAUCUCUUCUCUCUUUCAACACCGACUCUUCUGAAGACUCUUCAUCGAAUACUUCUCAGAAACCAACUACAACAAUUGUUUUUAUUGCUCUCACGCUCGCUACUUGCGUUGCUCUCUCCGCAGCUGCCGCCUUCGGUUUUCUCUUCUUUUCCGCGUCUUCGUCCUCUUCCUCAUCCUCUUCUUCUCUCAAAUCCACUGCUCGUCCACUCAAAAAAUUGGAUAAACCGGUUGUUCUGUUGAUUUCCUCAGAUGGGUUUCGGUUCGGGUACCAAUUCAAGACCGCAACUCCCAACAUCCACCGUCUGAUCAACUAUGGAACUGAAGCUGAGACGGGCUUGAUUCCGGUAUUCCCUUCUUUGACUUUCCCCAAUCAUUAUUCUAUUGUCACUGGUCUUUAUCCAGCUUUUCAUGGGAUUAUUAAUAACCAUUUUGUCGACCCCGAUUCUGGUGCCACCUUUACUAUGGGUAGCCACGAGCCCAAGUGGUGGUUAGGUGAGCCACUUUGGGAGACUGUGGUCAAUCAUGGGUUAAAAGCUGCUACUUAUUUUUGGCCUGGAUCUGAGGUAAAGAAAGGAUCUUGGACUUGUCCAAAAGGUUUCUGUAUGGAUUAUAACGGUUCUGUGCCUUUUGAGGACAGAGUCGAUACUGUUUUGAGUUAUUUUGAUUUGCCUAGUGCUGAAAUACCUGUGUUUAUGACUUUAUAUUUUGAGGAUCCUGAUCAUCAGGGUCACCAAGUUGGCCCUGAUGAUCCACAGAUAACGGAAGCUGUUGCUAGGAUUGAUAGUAUGAUUGGGAGGUUGAUUGAUGGUUUAGAGAAGAGAGGUGUUUUUGAGGAUGUUACUAUCAUUAUGGUCGGUGAUCAUGGAAUGGUUGGCACAUGUGAUAAGAAGUUGAUAUUCUUAGAUGAUUUGGCUUCUUGGAUUGAAAUUCCAGCAGGGUGGGUUCAAUCAUAUAGUCCAUUGCUAGCAAUUCGUCCACCUGGUGGUUAUAAUCCAUCUGACAUCGUUGCAAAGAUGAAUGAAGGUUUGAAGUCGGGGAAAGUGGAUAAUGGGAAGAAUUUGAGAGUUUAUCUUAAGGAGGAGCUGCCUAGUCGGCUGCAUUAUGCCGCUAGUGAUAGGAUUCCGCCAAUAAUAGGGUUGAUUGAAGAGGGGUUCAAGGUGGAGCAGAAGAAGACAAACAGAAAAGAAUGUGGAGGAGCACAUGGGUAUGACAAUGCAAUUUUCUCCAUGAGGACCAUCUUCAUUGGCCAUGGUCCACAGUUUGAAAGGGGAAAGAAGGUACCAUCUUUUGAGAAUGUUCAGAUAUAUAAUUUGGUUACUUCGAUUCUCAAGAUACAGGGUGCUGCCAACAAUGGGUCUUCAUCAUUUCCCAAGUCUGUACUGUUGCCCACUACUUAAUAAAUUUAGUAUUGUUCUUAGUUUCUGAUUAGAGAAUGAUACUUCCUGUGCUUGUUUUGCAUCUUAGUUGGUAAGUUGGUUUCGAUUUAGUUGUCAGUAGGGAUGUCUGCCGAUUUUAUUCCCUACGAAACUCAGUAUAUAAAGCUGAGGUAGUGAACAUUAUGUCAAGCAAUGAUACAGGAAUUAUGCUUUAUUGCUAAGUGUACAGCUUGAUUGCAUAUUUAUAAAAUUUUGCUUGAUUUGUGUUAAAAUUUAA
Molecule: messenger RNA, 1923 nt
Organism: Pistacia vera
Lineage: Eukaryota; Viridiplantae; Streptophyta; Magnoliopsida; Sapindales; Anacardiaceae
Product: ectonucleotide pyrophosphatase/phosphodiesterase family member 1
Exons: 1
Coding region: 195-1667 (490 amino acids)
Cellular component (GO): vacuole
Source: RefSeq, a predicted model, not a curated record